AUGGUGUAUUUGAGGUUACAGCCAUAUAGACAGUCAUCGCUCAAGAAGAGCGGAGCAAAGAAGUUGAGACCCCAGUUUUAUGGCCCCUAUAGAGUCAUUCGCAGGGUAGGUGAGGUUGCCUACGAGAUAGAGCUUCCAGAGGGUAGCCGUGUGCACAUUGUGUUCCAUGUGUCGAGGCUUAAGAAAGCCAUUGGUCAGGGUGUGGUGCCUUCAGCAGAUUUACCUCUAUUAGAUGAGGAAGGGAGACUAGUGCUGAUCCCUACGGCUAUUUCGGAUGUCAGGGAAAGGACACUCAGGAACAGAAUCGUUAAGGAAUACUUGAUCAACCACGAGCGCAGAAUUGAUAAGCUGGAAGAGUAUGUGGUUGACAUCAAAGACAACCUAAAUAAUCUGGUGGAAAUUAGCAGGGAGAUGAUGAGUAACAGCAAGCUGAGGGAUUGA
This is a messenger RNA of Cryptomeria japonica (Japanese cedar), 441 nucleotides long. RefSeq lists its product as uncharacterized. The transcript has 2 exons. Lineage: Eukaryota; Viridiplantae; Streptophyta; Pinopsida; Cupressales; Cupressaceae. The record is from RefSeq and is a predicted model, not a curated record. Bases 1 to 441 code for a protein of 146 amino acids.